CUCGACGCUCUUUUUCUUUUUCUCUACAUUCGUUAUAUCACAUUACACUCCUUGGAGCAUACUACUACAACAUUUCUGUAUCUAUUCGAUAUAUCACUCGUUUCAAUCCAGUCAUUCUAGUUCAGAGGUUACUAUAUUGUUGGACAACACCAUGAAGUACACGGUGGUGAACCUCCUGGCCCUUUCGGCCUCAGUGUCGGCAUGGCUUCCAUCCGAACGCAAUCUUUUCGGCGAGCAACCCAACUCCGUAGUGAGCAACCUCCCGGCAGGCCAAGGCCGCACUGUCAAACGAUUCAAUCCAAGCUUCAAUAAGAUCCGUGGUGUAAACCUCGGCUCCCUCUUCAUCAUCGAACCAUGGAUGGCCAGCAGCGAAUGGAGCAGCAUGGGCUGUGGCGACAGCAAGUCUGAAUUCGACUGCAUGAGCAAACUCGGCAAAGAAAAGGGCAACGCUGCUUUCCAGAAGCACUGGGACUCGUGGAUCACCGAGGAGGACAUGGACAAGAUGAAGGAGUGGGGACUCAACACGGUCCGCGUCCCCGUCGGAUACUGGAUGGUGGAAGAAACCAUCGACAAAGCCAGCGAGCCCUUUGCUACAGGCAGUCUGGCCAAGAUGGACCGCCUGGCUGAGCGUGCCGCGCAACGGAACAUGUACGUGAUCCUGGACCUUCAUGGCGCCCCUGGAGCCCAGGAACACAACCAGCCCUUCACCGGCCAGUACGCUCCCUCGGCCGGCUUCUUCAACACAUACAACUACGAGCGUGCAUACAAGUUCCUCGAGGUAAUGACGGAGCGCAUCCACAAGAACAAAGCCUACCGUACAACAGGUAUGCUGCAAGUCGUCAACGAGCCGGAACGCAACCAGCCCAGCCUCGUCACCGAGUUCUACAACAACGCAUACAAUAAGAUCCGAAACGUCGAGAAGAAGAUCGGCGUCACGGCGCAGGACAAGCAGCUCACGAUCCAAUUCAUGGAUAAAGCGUGGGGAGCGGGCAACCCCAAGGACGUACUCCAGGGGAAGUCGGGCGUGGCAUUCGACGACCACCGCUACCUCAAGUGGGCCAACAUCGAGCACUCCAAAUCAAACUACAUCAAGACAUCGUGCAGUGACUCGUUCGGCGACGGCGGCAACAAGCCCGUCAUCAUCGGCGAGUGGAGCAUCGCUGCCGCCGACAACCUCGAGAGCACGCCCGAGUGGGCGCCGGCCAACAACAAGGACUUUUACAGGCAGUGGUGGGCCGCGCAGGUACAGGCGUACGAGCGCGAGAUGGGGUGGGUGUUUUGGAGCUGGAAGGCGCAGCUGGGCGACGAUUAUCGCUGGUGCUAUAGGUGUGCGGUUGAAGCUGGCGUUAUUCCCAAGGAUCCCAGCCAGGCUGCUGGUCUGGCCAAGUGCUAG
Messenger RNA from Periconia digitata, 1393 nucleotides. The record is from the annotation of a GenBank genome assembly. NCBI's taxonomy places the organism in Eukaryota, Fungi, Ascomycota, Dothideomycetes, Pleosporales, Periconiaceae.